AUGGAUCUCUCAACGGCGUAUCGUUACAAUCAAAACAUGAUGGAAUAUUACACAUGUCACGGGGGCGUCAAUCAAUUAGGAGGCGUGUUCGUUAACGGUCGGCCCCUACCCGACGUCGUCCGUCAGCGAAUCGUGGAGCUGGCACACAACGGCGUCCGUCCGUGCGAUAUAUCACGCCAGUUACGAGUGAGCCAUGGCUGCGUUUCAAAGAUAUUAUCAAGAUACUACGAGACUGGUAGCUUUAAAGCAGGCGUCAUAGGUGGGUCCAAGCCCAAGGUCGCAACCCCACCCGUAGUUGAUGCCAUUGCGAACUACAAGAGGGAGAACCCUACUAUGUUCGCCUGGGAGAUUCGUGAUCGGUUGCUGGCAGAGGGAAUAUGUUCGCAGGAUAAUGUCCCCAGCGUGUCCUCAAUUAAUCGGAUCGUUCGAAAUAAAGCAGCGGAAAAGGCAAAGCACGUACACCAUCACCAGCAGCAGCAGCAAAUGCAGCCGAGCCUGAGCAACGGUCACAUUGGCACUGAGAGCCUUGACAGCAGCACGGGCGCUGUCAGCGAGCACCAAGCGCCCAGCGCCGGCAACGGCAAUGGCAGCAACAACUCCAGCAGCAACAACAACAACAACACAAAUACUUCAGCGACGGUCGUGGCGCGUACAACGGGACUGGGCGCAGUUGCAGCGCAAGAAACGGGCGCUGCCGUCGGCAACAGCGCUGCUCCGCACAAUGGGAACAGUAGCAAUGGGAACAGUAGCGGAGCAACGAGUCAACAGGGCACAGAGCAGCGAUCGUCAGGUUCGGGAUAUAGCAUUAACGGCAUUCUGGGUCUACAGCACGGCCAUCAUAUACACAACAACAACAGUAGCACAAAUAACAAUAACAACAAUACCUCGGAUUCAAAUUUCAAGCGUAAACGAAAUGAAGUUCACGAUGAGAAUCGCGAUGUCAACAUGAAUUCCGAAGAGGAUGUGAAGCGACAGCGCUUGGCCUACGGCGGAGAUCAGAUAUACACAAAUAUUUGGUCUGGAAAAUGGUGCAUCAAGGAUGAGCACAAACUGCUCUCCGAGCUCGGUAACUUCACAACGACCAGCACAGGUAGCGCCCCUGCCUAUUUCGAGGCACCAAAUGGAUACUCGACGAGCACAAUAUCCUGUCCAGGAGUUGGGAGUGCUGUGGGGGGGAACGACUCGUCCAUGAUGUACGACAGCAUAGCCUCCAUAUCCCAGGGCCAGAGCACGCUGUACACACCGCCCAUCGGACCCUCAAUCGCGUGCGGCUCGGUAGUGCCCAGUGCGGAUUACGCCUACAGUCCCGCCUAUACACAAUAUGGCGGCACCUACGGAUCCUACAGCUACGGUACUAGCAGCGGCCUAAUAAAUUCAUCGUACUACUAUGAAGGCGGCCAGAAUCAGGCGUCCCUUAACCAGGAUUUACGGUCCCCGCUUGCCGCGACCAGGGCCAACUCCCUGGUCUCCGCCGCAUCGCCGACGGGCAGUGCGUGCACAAAGUCGGAAACUUCAGAUAUAUUUCUUGUUUAGUGUAGCAGCAGAAGGUAACAACAAUUAUUAUUCAUCGACCAAUCAUUAGAAUGCCUGAUGGAUCUUCGUAAAAGCAGACACUGGAAAGAAACUGGAAAAACAAGGAGUGUUUAGAUUUAACAACUGUUCCAAAGAAACAUACAUAUAUAGCAAGUACUUAAAGGUAUUUAUCUAAAAGUAGGCAAGGAAAGACAGACAACAAGUCUGUUGUUAUUCGAAUUGAAGAUGAACUGAACUUAACGAGAACAAUUCUCAUACAUUAGUUUAUUUGCAUUUAAAAAUUGAUCGGUAGGUAUUGCAUUUUGAGAUAAUGAGCAGCAAACGAUACUUCAACCAGACCUUAACAUACUAAUAUGUAUUAAUAAUUAUUAAGAUUACAAUAUAAUAUAUCAACUAAGAACGUUGCAGUCGAAUGUCGAAUACCGACUCAAUACUCGGUUCACAUCGUAGUUGCCGAUUAAAUCAGUCGAAACAAGUAAGAUUUCUAGCUCUAGACGGGAGUGCCUAAUUAGGAGAUACCCUGUACCCUGUACCCUGAACCCUGGAAUGUGGCCCUCAACAGUGUGUUUAUAUUAAAUCGCAACGCUUUUCAUUUCCUUUUUUUUGGUUAUUUCUAAUACAAUUUUUCCAAGAGGAGGUAUCCAAAAGGUAAAUAUUUGUAAUCUGUUUCACUAUACGAGAAACUACAUACACAAUUUGAAGUAUCAAUCUAUUACCAUCUCGUCAAUUCAAUUUUUGUCGACAUUUUGAGAAUGCCGGAUAAAUCAAAAAAAUCGAAUAAGA
Messenger RNA from Drosophila novamexicana, 2316 nucleotides. RefSeq names its product paired box protein Pax-2a (gene sv). The transcript has 8 exons. The record is from RefSeq and is a predicted model, not a curated record. Gene Ontology annotation, biological process: anatomical structure development; regulation of transcription by RNA polymerase II. Lineage: Eukaryota; Metazoa; Arthropoda; Insecta; Diptera; Drosophilidae. Gene Ontology annotation, molecular function: RNA polymerase II cis-regulatory region sequence-specific DNA binding; DNA-binding transcription factor activity, RNA polymerase II-specific. Bases 1 to 1533 code for a protein of 510 amino acids.